GCAGAGGAGGAGUGGGGCGGGACAGUGGGGCAGCCCCAUGGCUGGAACAUGGCUGCCUCCACCCUGCAACUGGUGGAACUGGUCCUCCAUGGAGCCGCCUUCCUCUGUGGCAUUGCCUCUGCCGCGGCCCUCACCGUGGCGCAGGGGGAGUUUGGGGGUCAGUGCAUCCUCUAUGGCAGCGUGAGCUGGAACGGGACCACACUGGUACCCAAAGCCUUCAGCCACCUCUCCUUGUGCUACUUCAUCUCCGGGGUCUCCAUCGUGGUCGCCCUUUACUGCUUCGCAUCCCUCCUCUAUGGCAUCUUUGGCUGCUGCACUGGCGAGACCCAUUGGGACCGCUCCUGGCUCCGCAUCACCUUGGUCGUCACCAUCAUCAUCCUCUUCUUCCUCCUCAUCUCAGCCUGCAUCCUCCGUGUGGGGAUGGACGUGCUCUGUGCAUCCAUUAUGGAGACCAAGGGGGUAUCCAGCUGCUGGGAUGCCCAACACUCCCCAUGGGCACUCUACAGCCCCAUCCACUUCUACAGCAACCUCAGCAGUGCACAGUCCUCGGCCUGGGUGACCGUGUUCCUGUGGUGUCUCCUGACCGCGCGGCGGCUGUUGCAGCGACACCGGGAGCACCGGAUCCCACUGCUGGGGAGCAAUGGGGCCGAGUGAGGCGCUGAGGAAGAGGCCACUUAUGGGGGGAGAUCGAUAUGGGCCUGAUGGAA
Melopsittacus undulatus (budgerigar) is the source of this 707-nucleotide messenger RNA. RefSeq names its product transmembrane protein 179B (gene TMEM179B). The transcript is spliced from 5 exons. Bases 49 to 654 code for a protein of 201 amino acids. Lineage: Eukaryota; Metazoa; Chordata; Aves; Psittaciformes; Psittaculidae. The record is from RefSeq and is a predicted model, not a curated record.